AUGGCCGACCCAGAGGUGGAGUUGCCGAGGGCCCAGGAUGACGUUCUCAACUCCGGAGCCAAGACGGGGACACGGUUGGACUCAACAUCAACUGAGAACCUUGAAAAGGGCGAUAGUAAAUGGAGUCUGGAACAUGCCGAGAACGAAGAGUGUGAUGGCGAUAGCACCGUCGAAUAUCACUUUCUUACCUUCGAGACCGAGCUGCCGCACCCAACAAGCAUCACCCCGCCUACUCCAGGCGCGCCUCCGCCGCCAGAACCACCUAAUCUUAUACCCUAUACCUCGCCUUUCGAGUGGUCGCCAAAGCGCAAGAGCUUCAUCAUCUGGCUUUCCAGUGUUGCAACGGCCAUUACGGCCUUUACGGCCGGCUCAUACAGUCCCGGCGUCGGACAGAUGACAGAGUUAUGGCACGUCAGCGAGGUUGCCGCGCUGGUUGGUAUUACGACGUUCACGUGCGGCUUUGCAAUUGCGCCCAUGGUCCUGGCGCCCUUUUCUGAGAUCAAUGGGCGGAAGCCGGUUUUCAUCGCGACUGGGAUAUUGUUCGUCAUAUGCCAGCUUUGCUGUGCCGUGACACAGUCUUAUGCGGGCAUGCUCCUUGCCCGCUUCUUUGUUGGCGUCGGUGGCAGCACCUUCUCAACAAUGGUGGGCGGAGUGGUCAGCGACAUCUACCAUACCAAGGACAGGAACACGCCAAUGGCACUCUUCUCUGGCGCGGCUCUCCUAGGCACUGGACUUGGACCGCUGGUGUGCGGAUUCAUCGCGCAGUACACUACCUGGAGAUGGAUCUUCUAUUUGCAAACCAUAACUUGCGGAACGCUGAUGGUUAUCAUUACUAUCUGCUUCAAAGAGACACGUGGUAGUGUAUUACUCAGCAGGAAAGCAAAGAAGCUGAACCAGUGGUACGAAGAGCGGGAGCAAGCCGGAUACUAUGGAUUCGAGAUGCCAGUCAACGGCGAACAUGCUAAGAAGGUCUCUCAGCGCAUCAGAUGGAAGGUCAAGUCCGACGAAGAGCGUGCUAGCAUUGGAAGGAUGAUCAGCAUAUCACUGUACCGGCCCUUUCACCUCCUCCUUACCGAGCCCGUUGUCUUUUGGUUCUCGCUAUGGGUCUCUUUCAGCUGGGCGGUGCUGUAUCUCACCCUUGCAGCUGUUCCGCUUGUCUUCCAGACCAAUCACGGAUUCAGCCUCUCUCAAGCGAACGCGGUCUUCGGUGCUACUGUUGUAGGCGCAGCUAUAUCUACCGUAAUGAGCAUCCACCAGGAGAAAUUUGCGACACGACGCGGCAAGAUCUCAUCCACCCCUGAAGGCCGCCUUUACUUCGCCUGCGUGCAAAGCGCGCUUAUGCCCGUAGGACUUUUCAUCUUCGGCUGGACGUCAUUCACUUCAAUCCACUGGAUCGCGCCCGCAAUCGGCAUAGCUAUUGCGACAAUGGGCAUCUUCUCAAUCUACCUAGCGGUCUUCAACUAUCUUGCGGAUACAUACCACCGAUACGCCAGCUCUGCGCUAGCUGCGCAGUCUUUCUGCCGGAACAUGCUCGGCGGUGCCUUUCCGCUGAUCACCAAAGUCAUGUAUCAGCGGCUGUCCUAUCCCGGCGCCUCCAGCAUGCUUGGAGGCAUCGGCAUCUUGCUUACGAUCGUGCCUUGGGUGUUGGUGUUUUAUGGGCCGAAGAUUAGAGCGAGGAGCAAGUUCGCUUCGGAGAUCAUGAAAUGA
Molecule: messenger RNA, 1707 nt
Organism: Coniosporium apollinis CBS 100218
Lineage: Eukaryota; Fungi; Ascomycota; Dothideomycetes
Exons: 1
Coding region: 1-1707 (568 amino acids)
Biological process (GO): transmembrane transport
Molecular function (GO): transmembrane transporter activity
Source: RefSeq, a predicted model, not a curated record